Oryzias melastigma (Indian medaka) is the source of this 1619-nucleotide messenger RNA. Its product is annotated as NEDD4 family-interacting protein 1-like. Gene Ontology annotation, cellular component: endoplasmic reticulum; Golgi apparatus; perinuclear region of cytoplasm. Lineage: Eukaryota; Metazoa; Chordata; Actinopteri; Beloniformes; Adrianichthyidae. Gene Ontology annotation, molecular function: WW domain binding. The record is from RefSeq and is a predicted model, not a curated record. The transcript has 7 exons. Gene Ontology annotation, biological process: metal ion transport; ubiquitin-dependent protein catabolic process; vacuolar transport. The coding region runs from base 241 to 873 and encodes 210 amino acids.
UUGCUCAAAAACAGUUCUACUAUACUGCCUAUUUCUUCUCAAUUGUGAUUGUAUGUUUUACGCUGCUAACCGGAAGUAGCUUGGUCAUCAACAGCUACUAGAUGAUUGACAAAUAUUGCUAGCUUAGAGCAGCAGUUUACCAUCGUGGGUUUUCGGUGGAUACCGUUAUAUAAUUUUGUCUCUACUGUGUGUGUUGGAAAUUCCUCCUUCGUUUGAUUAUCCCGAGCUGUCUAAAGUGGAAUGGCGGAGCCGAGCGCCAGAUAUCAGCAACUGCCUAAUGAGGAGGACUCUGAAGAGAGUCCACAGGAAGCGGCAGAUGCGCCGCCUCCUUACAGCAGCAUCUCUUUGGACAAUUCGGCCUUCUUUGACUACAAGGAAGAUGGCGUUUUCCCGAAGCCUCCGUCUUACAACGUAGCGACCACACUACCUUCCUAUGACGAAGCAGAAAGAAGUAAAGUCGAGACCUCUGCUCCACUGGUAAACGCAAGAGAUGAUGAGUUUGUGGCCAGAGAUGAGUUUGAAGAUGCGGACCAGCUGAGGAUAGGAAAUGAUGGCAUCUUCAUGCUCACUUUCUUCAUGGCGUUCCUGUUCAACUGGAUUGGUUUCUUCUUGUCUUUCUGCCUCACCACCUCAGCAGCGGGACGCUACGGGGCCAUCUCAGGCUUUGGCCUCUCCCUCAUUAAAUGGGUCCUCAUAGUCCGGUACUCCACAUACUUCCCUGGUUACUUUGAUGGGCAGUACUGGCUGUGGUGGGUCUUCCUGGUUUUGGGCUUCUUGCUUUUCCUGCGAGGAUUUGUCAACUAUGCCAGAGUUCGCAGGAUGGCCGACACCCUCUCAACUCUGCCCCGCACCAGAGUCCUCUUCAUCUACUGAAGAAUUCCUCCCUUUUUUUUUUAGUUUCUUUUCCCUUCAGGCUUUUUUUUUGGGGGGGGUUAUCAAAUCAAAAAGGGAAAGCCAAUCACUGACACCCUUUUCGUAACGUCCCUUAAAUAAAACUGUAUGCGUCGCCCUUUCCUGCAAUAAAAUAAAUCAGAUUUGCAAAAUUCUUUAAGUAAUUGUGAAAUUGUCAAUGAAAUAACGUUUAAAUGAAUGCCUUAUUUAUUAUUAUGCUACGUCGGUUGAAGCAACAUUUGCAGUUCUCAGUUUCCGCCACAAGGGUGCAGUGUUGUAUGCAUAAAUGUUUUUGCCCAAGUAGUUUGAUGUAAAGAAGUCCAAAGGGUGUUUCUAAAGCAGAGGCCAGUAAGCCAGGGGUUAUGGGAUGGUUAUAUAAAAAUAAAAUCUAUAUAUAUAUAUCAGUGUAAGUGUUUCUGACCAGCACUGACUGGUUCAUUUUGAUUAUUUCAGCUUUCUUUUCAGAAAACAGCCAUAAUUCUUGGGCCAAGUUUUUGCAAAAUGUUAUUCUUUCAAGUGUAUAAAAAUAGUUUGUACAAUUGCUAAUAUUAGCUUUUUGUUGGUUUUAAAUGUAUUAAAGCAGGAAAGUUGAUCAUAUGUCAUAAAAGUUCUUGGUUUUGUGCAGGUUGGCAAGUUUUUGUUUACCAAGUGAUUUCUUCAAUUAUUUUUUUUUCAUCUAAACUGCAUUUGUGGUGUAAUAAUGGAAUAUUAAAACAUAAUUUACUUUU